Molecule: messenger RNA, 1102 nt
Organism: Dothidotthia symphoricarpi CBS 119687
Lineage: Eukaryota; Fungi; Ascomycota; Dothideomycetes; Pleosporales; Dothidotthiaceae
Exons: 1
Coding region: 335-619 (94 amino acids)
Source: RefSeq, a predicted model, not a curated record
CAAUUUUCCUAUUUACUUUGUUGAAAUGAAUCUUAGCUCACUCAUUUCCCAUAUCUCUGCUUAUAGCCGUUGUUAGACGCUGAAAACGCUACCUAUCUACUCGCGACAAGCCACUAUCUUCGAUUUCUCAAGGCACCUACAACGGACUCAACCAAUACGCAUAGUCAUACCGGUUAUAUUGAUAAUCUCGCGUCCGGCCGGAUUCACGGGUGUUUUGCGUGAACAAGCUUGCACGUGUCGAACUCUAUCUCGUAUGCUCACACUGGCAAGGAGCAUUAUGAUUGGCCAUGUCCCACUAUGAUAGCUGCAGACUUGAGCUUUUGACGUGGUGGUGAUGCUAUCCAACGACAAAGGCGGGGUAAAGAACAAGCAGCUCGCUGAGCUUGCUCCCCGCUCGUUGGAUACGGACUUGCAUGCAUUGCAUUGCAUGCAUGCAGCCAGCGUGCAGCGCGCCGUGUGCGGCGGAGCCAGGCCUCGGGAGGCACGCAUUAGUGGCGACCUUUGGCUCCUAGUCGCUUGCGCCUACUGCGUGUUUGUCUAUCUGCAGAUACUAGCGUGUGCUUUGCAGUCGUGGGGGAUCGGGGGACUGGGGUUGGAUGCAUGGAUCGCGUCGUGUUGAGUGUGGGAUUUUGUAUGUAAGGUGAGCCGAAGCGAGAAGUAUGCAGGCAGGUAGACCUGGUACGGGAAUAACUCUCCAUGGUCAUAAGACAGAUUACGUGCUUUGGACAUUUGCUCCUUGCCACCGAUCGGGUUUUCACGUGGUGGGGGCGUUUGAACGAACGGUACAUGUUCAUGUCUGGUAGACGAGAAGUGUUUCGCAUGUCACUUCUCCGCCUUUCGUAUGUCAUGGCGCUCCUGGUCUGCAUCCUCGGACGUCGAUCGCUUUAGGCAUUUCGUAUGGACGUGCUGUCAAGAUCGUGUUGUUACUGCUUAUCUGCCUCCAUGUCAAUCUGCAUGACGUCUGAUCUACAACGCUCUGAUAAGCGAUGCGCAGAGACGCAAGCAGACGUCGCGUACACACAACCUAGUAUCCCACUUCGCCGCGGACCUCUGACGCGUGGUGGUUCCCGUCUGAUGUCAUCUAUCGCGGGACGGUAUUUGG